CUGCUGAAGAGUGCGUUUUGCCCACCCAAAACACGUGCGUUGCAUUGCAAAAAAGGAAACCCCUGAGGAACCUGCCUUAGGACUGCAGUAGACGGGGCCGCGCGCCACUGAGCUUGGACCCAAGAUUAAAUUUACACAUUCUAUCUAUCUGAACUUAAGGCCAAGCCUGGCUCAGGCGCUACGCGCACACCGAGUGCCAAUCGAAGCCAGGGCUUCUACAACGCGCCCAAGCUGGUUCGCAUUUCCUUUAGGAUAUCUAUAUGGCUAUGAUGAGCAGUAGGCAUCAAGCCUAUUCAUAAUAGCGAGGAGCCGGCCUGCCGACUUACCUCUGAGUAGAAAGCACCCAGGCCAGCCAAAAUGGGUGGCUGCAUGUCUAAAGCGCCGGUGGAUGAGGGUUCCGUGCUGAGCCAAGCACUGGAGCGUAAAUUAAUCAACGCCAUCAUUACCACUAAGCGACGAAAAUCCUUCAAGGUUAAGAAGAGCUCCUUCAAUAACCUCAUGCUUCAGAUGCCCAAACUGACAGCGGGCUUCAAGAAGAUACGUGAGGCCCACAGCGCUGUAACGGGUGGCAAGGCAACGGUGCCAUGGAGCACGUUCUGCCAGAGUUGCGCCACGGCGCUGGGGCUGGACGGGUCCUCAGCAUCUCUGAAGGAGCUGCUGGACAUUCCGGAGGUGGGGCCGGAGGUGCCCGUGACGCACGGUGACAUCAUCAUCAUGUUCACGGUGCUGUACCUGCUGGACGGCUCCACCAAGCGGCGCACCAUUGUGGCGCCGGAGGUGCGGUCGUGUCUGGAGCUGAUGGAGAAGAGCUUCAUGUUCUUCGACAGCUCGGCGGACGGGUGCAUCGAGCGCAAGGAGCUGGCUGUGGCGCUCAAGAGCGGCACACGUGUGUUUGGGCGCAAGGCGUCAAAGAGCCUGGCAGACCGGCUCUUCGACCAGCUGGACUGGUCCAAGGACGGCCAGAUCACGUUCUGCGAGUACCUCAUCGGCAUGGAGCGCAUCAUCAUCGAGACGGCGGGGGACGAGGGCGAGGAGGACGACGACCUGGUGGGGGAGGAGGAAGAGGAGGAGGAGGAGGACGAGCUGGAGAACAUGGAGCCCUGGGACGGCAAGACGCCCAAGUCGGCGGUGGGGGGCGAGGGCGCCAAGGCCAACAAAAACAUCUUCAAGGAGAUGGCGGUGGCGGACAAGCUGGCCGCAGCCAACUCCAGCGCAGGCGGCGACGAGGUGCGGCCCUUCAGCACCUCGGGCAUGGUCGCCACAGACCACGACAUAGCGUGAGCGGCGGCUGGAGGGCGGCCGCGGCGGCGGCGGCGGCGGCUGGCGGCGGCGGCUGGCGGCGGCGGUAGCACAUGCACAGCUCUCACCUGGGCCGUUGUGUCUGGCCCUGGCAACUGUUGGUGAGGGCGAGCAGCUUCUGGUAGCUUCGGCAACGGUAUUGUUGCUGUUGCCAUGCUGCGCCGCGGGCGCGGUUGCUAGCACGCAUAUCCGGCGGGCUGCAGUGGCUUCCAGGGGAAGCAUCGAACGUGUCAGAACUGGCGUGCGGAGACCUCAAGUAUGAUUGCGAUGUCUUCUUUAUCUUAUCCUUAAGCCUUGUCGCGAAGUCUCACGCCACUACGGCUGAGCCAGGGGCUGUGCGAGAAGGUGAUGCGUGUAUACGGGCACCCGGAAAACGGCUCGGCCUGAAGAUUAGGCCGGGGCGUUGCCGGAAGUGCUUCGGCCCCUCAUGAGCCAGGGGAAGCAUCAGUGAAAGACCCCAGGGUUUGCAGCCCUGACACCUACAUUGCGCUUACAUGAGUACUGCUGUUGUGCUAACGCGGCUGGGUCUGUUGCGCCCGUUUGCCACGUCGACUUGGGCAGCCUGCAUAAGGCUGCGCCAGGUAGCACUGAUCGUGGAGCAGGAAGGGGGAAUGGCACUGCGAUAGAAAGUGACCGGAUUGGCAGGAUUUGACUGACCUCGGGGACUGUUGAUGAUCGCCCCGGCCUGUCGGGCCUCUGGCUGGGCGCGGGGUGGUGGGGUGUGGAAUUCUUUGUGGGUUUGUCUUUGUCCGGACGGUUGUGGGGACCUGGCUUCCGAUGGGACGUGGCCCUGGUGGACGCGAGCCCGUCUCGACGCCGGAUAGGGCACUUUGCGGGCCUUGCAGGGAAUGCGAGGAAGCUUCACACGUAAGUAUGGUAAGUAUGCAUCUUGCAAGUUCAGGAAAGGUCGUGACGCGAGUCCACCUACGUUGAUGUACUAGUGGACGCUGGGCACAGCACGUCCCAAAUUGGAAUGCGUGCGUUAUCCUUUGGAAUGGGGGCCUGAUUGGGAACCCCCCAGGCGUUAUGUGCUUCGUCUGAAAACGGAGCUAGUGUGUCUUUGGUCGAGCGAUUGAUUCUAACGAUUGAGCCACGCCUCUGGUAACAUUCCUGGCGGCUUUCAGGCGCGCUGGGCCACUGGUCUACCAUGACCGCUUGUAACACCGAUGAGUA
Molecule: messenger RNA, 2472 nt
Organism: Chlamydomonas reinhardtii
Lineage: Eukaryota; Viridiplantae; Chlorophyta; Chlorophyceae; Chlamydomonadales; Chlamydomonadaceae
Exons: 7
Coding region: 358-1281 (307 amino acids)
Molecular function (GO): calcium ion binding
Source: RefSeq, a predicted model, not a curated record